This is a messenger RNA of Ylistrum balloti, 1563 nucleotides long. RefSeq lists its product as uncharacterized. Bases 1 to 660 code for a protein of 219 amino acids. The transcript has 5 exons. The record is from RefSeq and is a predicted model, not a curated record. Lineage: Eukaryota; Metazoa; Mollusca; Bivalvia; Pectinida; Pectinidae.
AUGCACGAGAUGGUUCUACCUGGGUUUUUGGUGUUUCUCUUAAAUUUCGGACGUUUAGAGUCCAGCACUACUGACCAGUAUAAGGACGUAUUUGCUAUGACGAAAAGCUGUUUAUCACACGAACAGCGUGGACCUCAUUUCCUCACACAGUACCAGAAAUACUUGGUCACGUGGGACGGUGAAGACUUUUUUAUUUGUAUGGUGCAGUUUGAAGCUAAGAACGAGGCAAAUGUUGAUACGAACUACAGAGUAUGCUUUAGAAUGUUACAAAACAACAAUUUUACAGACUGUGGCGUCAAACUUAAAUAUUACAGCACAUAUCAAGACGGUUUCCAACCCGACAUUGUUUACACUUGUGGACAGGAUGUUCCUGAUGAAUGGUGCAGCACAAGCCACGAGGCCAAAGUGUAUCUGUUUACCCAAGGUGUCACGAAUACUUCCUUUAGGAUUGAGGUCGUCGCUUAUGCAGAUGUCAGUCUGUCCAAAGUAGCAUGCGUUGGUAUAGGAAUUGUGUCACUGGCUGCCAUCGUCUUCCUCAUUAUUAUCAUCACGUGGACUGUGCGCAGGCGCAGCUCGAGUAAUGACGACUCAGUACAAACCCUGAACGUUGCUAGCUCUUUACAAAAAGCUGAUGAGGAGCAGCCACUGGAUCAUAAAUAGAUGAUCUGUGUCAGAAUGUAGACAAGACCCGGUGAUUAGGCUAGACUAAUAUCAGCUCUGGAUAUCAAGAGACUGAAAGAAACAGUGCGUGCCUUUAUGUUGGUGUUCUUCUUAUACAGAUUGGUAAAGUCCUUCUGGGUAGCUUGAUAGCAUAAAGUCCUGUUCACAAAAGACUGUCGAAAUGUAUAUUGAUUGUAUGGAUCAGGUUUCGACACGAACACAAACAUGCACUUAUUUGGUUGUCAGCAACCGUUUGAAGAAGAUACAUGCAAGGCCAAAUACAUUGCAUGGUGCCUUUCUCGACGAAUAUCGUUAAAAAGGCUAAUAACGAGAAUUUUGCAAUCACACAUACACAUUUUACAGAUAUUUUCAAAGACCAGUAGUAAUAUUUUGGAAGUACUUUUAUUCAUGGCAACUGAUUCUCAGGAAUACACAUUCAUAAAUGCUUCUUCUAAAAGUGUAAUGGUACAGCGUAGAAUGACUUGUAGUUGAAGUUUGUCGUUACGCCUUUCAUUAUUUAUUUUGUUUGGCGCUAAUCAUUAUAACGAAUGAUAACUAGGGCGAUAAUGAUAUUUCAGAUAUUCAAUAUUUCCAAUAGGGCAGCAUUUGUAAUAUCCGCUAUUUAUCGUCACAAUAAUCAGAUCAUGGUUGAUCUGAAGUGAGUGACGAUUUCCAAUCAUGAAUUUUUUACUUUGAGCAGUAAUUCCCUGAAUGACUCUGUUUUAGCAAGAUUUAAUGCUUGUUGUAAAGCUUAAUUAUACUUAAGUCUAUACGUCUUAUAUCUUGUGCUAAUUAGUCGAAUAGGGCAUGUAAACAUAAAAUAGCCAAGAAGAUAGAAUUAAGAGGGUAAAAUCUCAGCUAUGAAUGUUUUGAUAUAUUGACAGUAAAACAUUAAAUCAUAAA